AUGACCUACGAUGCCACGAUUCCCCUGAGACUUGUUUUGCAUCGGGCCGAGGAAUUGGCGCGAAGGUGUGACAAGCCAGUGCUGUUGGUUUAUGUCAUCGAUCCUCGUUAUUUCGAAACUUCACCCUUUGGAGUGCCACGGACUGGCGCUUUCAGAGCACAAUUUCUACUGGAGUCACUGGUGGAUUUGAAAAAAAACUUGAAAGAUCUGCAGUCGGACCUCCUCCCCCGUUCCGGUCGAGCCGAAGAGGUGUUUCCCGAGCUGCUCCCAAGGGGCUCGGUGCUCAUCACACAGCAAGAGGUGACCCGCGAUGAGUUGCGCGUCGAUGAUGCGCUGCGCAGAAACUUGGAGGAGCAAGGCGUCUCCUGGGAGUAUUGCUGGGGUUUGACCUUGUUUCACAAGGAGGACUUGCCGUUUCAAGGCGACUUGAGCAACAUGCCAGAUGUCUUCACCCCCUUCAAGAAUGCUGUCGCGCCGGAACUGAAAUGCGCCUGCAACCAGAUACCUGCGCCUUAUUCGGAGGAGAUCAAGAAAACGGAGACCGGACUGAGAAUCCGACCGUGCUUUCCUGCCCCAGCCCGAGGGGCACUACCUUUACCCAAGUCGAUUGAAUUUGGUGAUCUGCCUACGGCCUUGGACCUGCCCUGCGAGACAAGUCGCGCCGUCGCUGGGUGGCCCGGGGGCGAAGGUGCGGCGCUGCGGAGAUUGGAGGACUACAUGGCGGGACCCAUCGAGACCUAUGCGGAAACCAAGAACAACAUGCUGGACCCAUUCGCCUCCACCAAACUCGCCCCCUGGCUUUCGAAUGGAUGUCUCUCCGUCCGUCGGGUCUUUGAAGCUCUGCGGCGUGUGGAAAGUACGCGUGGUGCUUCAGCAUCGACCUAUUGGUUGACCUUUGCCUUGUUGGUCCGUGAUUUCUUUCGCUUCAUGGCCUGUAAGCACGGCAGCAAGAUCUUCCUGGAAGGCGGCCUCAACGGCAAGCGGAUUCAGUGGACAGGUGGCGACCACGAGUUUCGUCUCUGGAGCACCGGUCAGACAGGUUAUCCAUUGGUGGAUGCCAACAUGCGCGAGCUACGAAGCACUGGCUGGAUGUCGAACCGUGGACGUCAAAACGUGGCUUCCUUCCUGGUUCUGGACUUGCAUGUGGACUGGCGCCGUGGCGCCGAUUGGUUUGAGAGUUAUCUCCUCGACUACGAUGUCGCCUCUAACUGGACCAACUGGGUCUUUGCCGCUGGUCUCAACGGUCGCGUCAAUCGCUUCAACGUGGUGAAACAGUCCAAGCAGUAUGAUCCGGAUGGUGAUUACUUGAGACAUUGGCUCCCGGAACUGCAACAUUUGUCCAUCGACCACAUCCACGAACCCUGGCGCUCCACGGAAGCUCUGAACUAUCCAGCACCCUGCGUGGCUCCGGAGCGCUUUGCGGAGAGAAAAGUCAGUCACAACGGCCAUGGCCGUGCCGGCUGCAGAAGUGGUGCUAUAGGUGAAGAUUGA
This is a messenger RNA of Cladocopium goreaui, 1491 nucleotides long. The record is from the annotation of a GenBank genome assembly. Lineage: Eukaryota; Dinophyceae; Suessiales; Symbiodiniaceae.